UUCGUUGGACGCUCCAAAAUAAUAUUCGUUCGAAUUGGAACGUUAGAAAAAGCUGGAAAAAUCGUUGUAGUUUUACUUUAAAUUGCUUAUAGAGUUUUCUUUGUACGGAGGACAUUUCACUAUGGACGUGGACUGCGAUGUAGACCAAGAUCUUAUGCUAAAAUUCAGUAGCUUAGGCACUACAGAUCGUGAAGUUCUGAUAAGCGAACUGCAACGAGUUCUGGACUACCAACUCAACCAAGCAGGCUGUGCGUUCUUUCUCGAUUUAGCAAACUGGAACCUUCAGGCUGCUGUCUGUGCAUACUAUGACUUCAACAGCCCCAGUGACCUUCUGCCGAGCAUGUCAUUUGUCAGUGACGUCACAAUUGGGGAAGGAGAGUCUGUUCCACCUAGUUCAGCUUUUGUGAAGACAUGGAGGCUACAAAAUAAUGGUAUAAAUAGGUGGCCAAGUGGUGUCUUCUUAAAGUUUACAAGUGGAGAUCAACUAGGACCAAUCUCUGCRGUCCAAGUUGAGCCACUAGAGCCUGGUACUACUACAGAUGUCAGUAUAAAUAUGAUAGCRCCUAAUAUGACUGGAAUGUUCCAGGGACAGUGGAGAAUGUGUACACCAACUGGGAGUUACUUUGGAGAUGUAAUAUGGGUAAUACUAUGUGUAGACGAAGGUGGUUUAUUAGCAGUCACACAACAGAUGUCACACCUUGGGCAAGAAUUCUCACCGUCACGCAAUCCUCCUUCAAACCUUGUAAAUCCAUUUGGACCKCCUUCGACACCUAAUGGCUCACCACACCCRAACUUGACAGUACCCAAUAAUAGCCCAGCAAGUAUAUCAGGCUCAUCACCCAUACGACGUUCUUUAUUUAAUAGUAAUGGAACAGUACAUAAUAUUGAUCAUCAAUGUACUCGGUCACCACUGUGUGGUAAAGACGAAGAAAUCCUAGCAUCRCAAUUAGAAUCRACAUCAUUAGUCCCGCARCAAUCCAGCCAAUGGGAUUGCUCGCAGUUAUGACGUCACGUUUACCCACAAUUCAAUUAAUUCGCAAAUCUUAGGUAUUUAUUAGUAGUCCUUUUUGUACUAAAACGAACAAAAAUUAUUAAAAAAAUAUAUUUUUUGGUAUUGAAUCUAGCCGUCAUUUGAAUUCGGUCGCUGUAGGAAAUUSGUAGUCAUCGUAAUUUCACUUCUCAUCUUUUGAAAGUGUUAGAACUAAAUUCGUGAAAAAUAAAAAUAAAAAUUCAAACGGCGGCUAGUUUUGAUUGAUUAAUCAAGGUUAACUUGUCUAACAAAGGUUAAUAUAUAUAAACUAACCCCAAAAUGUUAGACUUUUAUUACGUUUACGUAAGACAGUUACGUUUGAUACUAACGUUUGAUCUGAAGAUGCAACUAUGGACAAACAUAAUGGCAGGUCUUUUGUUUUGUCCCUUACGUAGUUGCUUUACCGUUACACGCAAGGGUCUACGUACGCAGACUUUUCUUACGUAAAUUUACGUUUCAACUAUAGCGGAUUUCGUAUGAUGUAAAACAUACCCGUAAUUGAACCGCGAUGCUUCAGUUCGGCUUGUGAACUUGGGCGUCCUGUGGUUUGGCUAGUCAUUUAUGCUUUGGAUAGAUUAGUCUUAAGUUGGGCGGGUGCUUUCGAAAAUACAGCAAGAUUGUGUCCAUUUUUCGACUGUAGGCUAAUGCUCUUUUAUGCUGUUUUUUACGUAUCAAAACUCGGUUCGAAAAUAUUUGGUUUCCAUGGGCGCAACUGUGAUAUUUUUGAAAGCACCCGCCCACCGAAAGCGUCCUGAGAUUUAGAUUCGGCAUUGGAAUGCAUUCAAGGCCCAGUGUGCACCAUUAUGCUUUGGGGUCGCGAGGGGCGGGAGGCGGCCAUUUUCAGUUUACCGAAAGUCUAUAAUUUGUACUGUGCGUUUCGAAUCUUUGACCAUCUACUUUAC
Exaiptasia diaphana is the source of this 1932-nucleotide messenger RNA. RefSeq lists its product as uncharacterized. The transcript has 6 exons. The record is from RefSeq and is a predicted model, not a curated record. The coding region runs from base 122 to 1006 and encodes 294 amino acids. Lineage: Eukaryota; Metazoa; Cnidaria; Anthozoa; Actiniaria; Aiptasiidae.